AAAUGUCACCUAUUAUCUAUGAUCCUAACCUAUCCUGCAAGUUUUGUAGGCUAUAUUCGUGUUAUUUUAAGUUACUAAUAAGAAAGUGUUUUUAUUAUAACAAAAAUGAGCGAAGAAAGUGAAAUUGAUGUUAGUGAUCAAGAGUAUGAAAUAACAGAGGAAGAUCAUGCAAAGCUGAUUGAAAAUAUCAUUGGUUUGGACGACAAGCAACACAUAAGGAAAGCAACUAGAACAGAGCCUUCCACUGUAGUGUCUGAAUUACAUUUAGUAAAUUCACUAACAGGAAAGCAAGGACGUGUUUAUUUAAAUGAUUUGGCAAGGUCUUUAAGAAGUGAUAAAAGGUUUUCUAAAAUUGGAAAGCAAGUUGAAACAUUUUAUAAAAAGUCAAAGACUCUUGAAAAGCCAUUGGAGAAACCUGAAGAAGAUAGAGUGAAGCGUACGGUUGGGUAUGAGAAUCUAAAAAAUGAACUUACAAAGUGGGACCCAAUUGUUACUCAUAAUCGAGCUGCUAUCAACCUUUCAUUUCCUCUAGUAAAAGAUAUAAAUUUGACUAAUGAUAAAAAAAUUACGAGUAGAUUUAGAAUUAAAUCUGAUAUUCAGAAGGAAAUGGAAAAUCUAGAACCAAAAGUUGAAGUUUUUAAUGUUGAAGAACAAAAUAAAUUUCCUCUAACUAUGGAGGAAAUUGCAGAGAGGAGGAAAGAAACUGCAAAAUUAAGAGCAAUUCAGAGUUACAAAGCUGCGAAAAAUAAAAGGGAAAAUAAAAUUAAGAGCAAGAAGUUUCACAGAAUACAAAGAAAGGAACGUCUAAAAAAGGAGUUUAAGGAAUUUGAAGAACUACAAAAGACAAAUCCAGAAGAAGCCCUAAAAAAAUUAGAAGAAAUUGAGAAAGCAAGGGCUGAAGAACGCGUAACGUUGCGUCAUAAAAGUACUGGAAAGUGGGCGCGAAACAAACAAAUUAGAGCAAAAUAUGACAAAGAAAGUAGGCAGGCAUUGGCGCAACAACUUCAAUUAAGUCGCGAGUUGACUCAGAAAGUGAAGUCGGCAGCUGACACUGAUUCUGAUGAAGAACAGGAAACAGUGGAGCACGAUAUUCAAAUUAAUUCGGAAACAAAUGAAAAUAAUCCAUGGACAAACGGAAAAAUUACAGUGUCUCAGGAUGUAGGAGAUUUUAUUAGUGGAUAUCGAAAAUUUUGGAAUGAACAGAAUAAACACGAGAAUGAGUCUAGAGAUAAUAAAGAGGAAAAUAGAGAAUUAAAAGGCAUGAUAAAAGGAAAUGCAAAUAAAAUUGAUCCCAUAGAUAGUAAAAACACAAAUGAAAACGGUAAAAAGUUAGAUACAAAAGUAAAAAAAUGUUUUAAUGAAAAUAAUGUUAACAAUUACAAGGAAACUGAAACUGAAAAUAAUGAUAAUGAAGCAAAUAAUUGUGUUGUUAAACAGGUGGCUAAGAAAAGUAAUAAUAAACUAAUAAAGGAUUCUGAAAAAGUAGUAAAUAAAAAAGAAAACAAGAAAACAAAAGAUGGUAAAUUAAAUUUUGCAUUAAAAAAACUUAACAAUAGAAAAAUAAGUUGUAGUUCCAAGAAAUUGGAAAAAUCUUUAAGUACUUCAGAUUGGGAAGUAAGUGCCAUGGAUACAGACACUCUUAUUAAUAACUUGCCUUAUAUAAUUCAAGCUAAACUUGAAAAAAGUCUCGAACAGAAAGCAAAAAAGCUAAAAAGGCAACUGGGUUUAGUUGACAAAAAGAAUACAAAGAAUAUUAAAAAGAAAAGCAAUACAAAAGUGAAGAAUCCAAAAGCUACAAAAGAUUUAUUAGCACUUCCAAUGAAACUUAAAUAUCCCAAAUUAAAUGAAAAAAUGAUUGAGGAUACUUCCAGGAAGUCUAAUCAGGAUAUACUCCAGGGUAUAGAUAACAUACCAGAAAAUUCUAUAGAUGCUAUUUUAAGCCUAGAUACUAAAAAAAGUUCAGAACUCCCCAAAAAUAAUUUGAAUCAAAAAGACAUCGAUCCAAAUAAAUUUAUGAAUGCAAAACCUUCCAUUUUGAAUACUGGAAUCCCCGAUCUUCUUGGAUAUGACGAUAAUGUCGAAAAAGAAAACCAAGAAAGUGCAAUAGCAGAGGCAUUCCAAGAUGACAAAAUUAUCGACGAUUUUGCAGAAGAAAAGAAAGCGGAAACAGAAAAAGAAAAACCGAAAGAUAUAAAUUUAACUCUACCUGGUUGGGGUUCGUGGGGUGGGGUAGGAAUUAAAGUUUCUACACGAAAAAGAAAACGUUUCAUUUCAAAAUUCCCUAAAAAUAUACCACGAAAAGAUCAUAAAAAAGGAAAUCUAAUUAUAAAGGACAACAAAAAAUCUAUUAAGCCCCAUUUAGUGUCUGAACUUCCGUUUCCUUUUAAAAGUGUAAAAGAUUUCGAAGCCUCCAUUAGAGCUCCUGUAGGAAAUACAUUCAUUCCGGAGACUGCAUUUAGGAAAAACAUCUUACCAGCAGUAAUGACUAAAAUGGGAACUAUUAUUGAACCUAUAGAUAAUGAGAUAUUGCUUAAGAAAAAGAAAAAAUAAUUACGUGUGUAAAUACUCUAUGUAUAAUAAAAACAAAAUAACUUUA
Messenger RNA from Agrilus planipennis (emerald ash borer), 2596 nucleotides. RefSeq names its product U3 small nucleolar RNA-associated protein 14 homolog B. Gene Ontology annotation, biological process: rRNA processing. Lineage: Eukaryota; Metazoa; Arthropoda; Insecta; Coleoptera; Buprestidae. Gene Ontology annotation, cellular component: nucleolus; small-subunit processome. The record is from RefSeq and is a predicted model, not a curated record. The transcript is spliced from 2 exons. Bases 106 to 2550 code for a protein of 814 amino acids.